AUGGAAGGCGCACUCCGGAACGUGACCCGGUUCGCGAUCCCGGCCUUCAUCGGGCUCAGCGUCGCGCAGUCGAGCAUCUACGACGUCAAGGGCGGGUCGCGGGCCGUCAUCUUCGACCGUCUGCAGGGUGUCAAGGAGACCGUCGUCAGCGAGGGCACGCACUUCCUCGUGCCCUGGCUGCAGCGCAGCAUCGUCUACGACGUCCGCACCAAGCCCCGCAACAUCGCCACCACCACCGGCUCCAAGGACCUGCAGAUGGUCAGCCUGACGCUGCGCGUGCUGCACCGGCCCGAGGUCCAGGCCCUGCCCAAGAUAUACCAGAACCUCGGCACCGACUACGACGAGCGCGUCCUCCCCUCCAUCGGCAACGAAGUCCUCAAGUCCAUAGUGGCGCAGUUCGACGCGGCCGAGCUGAUCACGCAGCGCGAGGCUGUCUCAAACCGGAUCCGCACGGACCUGAUGAAGCGCGCGGCCGAGUUCAACAUCGCGCUCGAGGACGUGUCCAUCACGCACAUGACCUUCGGCAAGGAGUUCACCAAGGCCGUCGAGCAGAAGCAGAUCGCCCAGCAGGACGCCGAGCGCGCCCGCUUCAUCGUGGAAAAGGCCGAGCAGGAGCGCCAGGCCAACGUCAUCCGCGCCGAGGGCGAGGCCGAGAGCGCCGACACCAUUUCCAGGGCCAUCGCCAAGAGCGGCGACGGCCUCAUCAUGAUCCGCAAGAUCGAGGCCAGUCGCGAAAUCGCCGCCACCCUGGCUACGAAUCCCAACGUCUCGUACCUGCCGGGCAGCAGCAAGCAGGGCGGUGGCGGUGGGAACUUUCUGCUCUCGGUAGGAAGGGCAUAA
Anthostomella pinea is the source of this 840-nucleotide messenger RNA. The record is from the annotation of a GenBank genome assembly. NCBI's taxonomy places the organism in Eukaryota, Fungi, Ascomycota, Sordariomycetes, Xylariales, Xylariaceae.